AUGGAAAGUGUCAAGGACAAAGAGCACCACGAGAUUCUAUGGAAGUUGGCUGCGCAGGAAAAACCAGCGGCCAAGACGAAGGACUUGGAUUUUUGGUGGUAUCGAAUGUACCAAAGUGACAGACCUCAAUUUCUGCCGCCUUUGCAGCGUUUAGUGAGAAGCAUUCCCGACCUUUUCCACCCAACUAAAGCUGAGGCUCCGAUUCUGGUGCCAGAAGAUCGCAAAGGCAUUUGCCCUGAGUGCCAGGAGGGAAGAAGCCCGAGUGGAUGGGGAACUCCUGGCUGCCUCUCUUGCUCAGAGAUUGAGUCCUUUUGCUUGCCUUUCGACCAGCACCUUUUUGCGAACCUCGUGAAGAUUCCAAAUUUUCAUGCAGCAGCGAACUCGGAGGUCUCAGAGGACAUGUCCUGUUGGAGCCCAACAAGCGAGCCAUGA
Molecule: messenger RNA, 432 nt
Organism: Durusdinium trenchii
Lineage: Eukaryota; Dinophyceae; Suessiales; Symbiodiniaceae
Source: the annotation of a GenBank genome assembly